AUGGCACACUCUUCAAAUUUUAACCCUAUUGUAGUUAUACUUUUUGGUUUUAUUUUACUACUGGCUGUUCUUGUCCCUAGAAGUGAAGCUAGACCAAGAUCAUUCUUUGUAUUUGGAGAUUCUCUAGUUGACAAUGGAAACAACAACUAUUUACUAACAACUGCACGCGCCGAUUCUCCUCCAUACGGAAUCGAUUAUCCAACUCGUAGACCAACCGGUCGAUUCUCUAACGGAUUCAAUAUUCCUGAUCUCAUCAGUCAACAACUUGGUGCUGAAUCUACAUUACCAUACUUGAGCUCAGAAUUAACAGGAGAGAAUCUUCUAACUGGUGCAAAUUUCGGUUCAGCCGGAGUUGGAAUUCUUAAUGACACCGGUGCUCAAUUUAUGAAUGUAAUAAGAAUGCAUAUGCAACUAGAUUACUUUGAAGAGUAUCAACAACGAUUAACUGCUCUAAUCGGUGCAUCGCGCACUAAACGACUUGUUAAUCAAGCAUUGUUUCUUAUGACAGUUGGAGGCAAUGAUUUUGUAAACAACUACUACCUUGUUCCUAAUUCUGCAAGAUCUCGGCAAUUUUCGUUACCACAUUAUGUCAAGUUCAUUAUUUGUGAAUACAGAAAACACUUGCAGAGGCUAUAUGAUUUGGGUGCACGGCGAGUUCUUGUGACAGGGACAGGACCGUUAGGUUGUGCCCCUGCAGAACGCGCUAUGCAUAGUACUAAUGGAAGGUGUUCUUUUGAACUUCAACGCAGUGCGGCAUUGUACAAUUCUCGACUAGAACAAAUGUUGGAAGGACUCAACAGGAGAUUCGGUAAUGACAUUUUUAUUGCUGCAAAUACAGCACAAAUGCACAAAGACUUUGUUGCUAAUCCAACAACUUAUGGAUUUGUGACAUCAAAAGUAGCUUGUUGUGGUCAAGGACCCUAUAAUGGUAUUGGUGUGUGCAGAACAACCUCCAACUUAUGUUCCAACAGAGGCUUGUAUGCAUUUUGGGAUCCAUUUCAUCCAUCUGAAAAGGCAAAUAGACUUAUUGUGGAGCAAAUUAUGUCAGGUUCAACAAGAUACAUGAAGCCAAUGAACCUUAGCACCAUUUUGGAAUUGGAUGCUAGCACAUGA
This is a messenger RNA of Vicia faba (fava bean), 1113 nucleotides long. NCBI's taxonomy places the organism in Eukaryota, Viridiplantae, Streptophyta, Magnoliopsida, Fabales, Fabaceae. The record is from the annotation of a GenBank genome assembly.